CCGUCUCUAAAUAUUGUGGUUGAACGAAACGCGCACGUGUUUUUGUGUUCAAUUUAUAAUUUUUAAAAAUGGGAUUUGGUAAACCUCGUGGCGGUGGCGGCGGCGGAGGAGGAUUUCGCGGUGGCGGCGGAGGAAGAGGAGGUGGUAACUUCAGAUCUAAUGGAGGAGGCGGAGGCGGAGGAGGAUUCGGCAGAGGCGGUGGUGGACGUGGAGGCCGUGGAGCAUUCGAUAAUGGACCUCCGGAGAGGGUGAUUCCUUUGGGAAACUUCGUUUACUCCUGCCAAAAUGACCUCGUGUGCAAAGUUGGAAUCCAGGAUGUCCCCUACUUCAACGCGCCAAUAUUCCUUGAAAACAAGGAACAAGUCGGCAAAAUCGACGAAAUCUUUGGAACAGUUCGCGAUUACAGUGUGUCCAUAAAGCUGUCGGACAACGUCUAUGCCAACAGUUUCAAACCCAAUCAGACUCUGUAUAUCGACCCUGGAAAGCUUUUGCCAAUUGCAAGAUUUCUGCCCAAACCUCCUCAACCGAAAGGAGCGAAGAAAGCAUUCACGAAUAACCGCGGUGGUGGAGGCGGCGGCGGCGGUGGAUUUGGACGAGGAGGCGGAGGUCGCGGAGGAGGUGGCCGAGGUGGCGGCGGACGAGGUGGUGGCGGAUUCCGAGGAGGUGGUGGUCGCGGAGGUGGCGGCGGCGGUGGAUUCAACAGAGGGAGAGGAGGUGGCGGCGGCGGCGGAGGUCGUGGUCGAUGGUAGUUUUCAGAAUUUGACCAAUAUUAAAACAUUUAAAGUGUACGAUAGAAUUGUUGUACAUGUACAAGUAGUUUGUAAGAAAAGGCUCAUUUGGGUACUAUUCGCUGACCAAAAACUCGAAUAUUGUACCUUGAAUGCUUCUAAAAUAAAUAUUAAAAAAGUCAAAA
Drosophila ficusphila is the source of this 913-nucleotide messenger RNA. It is a transcript of the gene Gar1, whose product is annotated as probable H/ACA ribonucleoprotein complex subunit 1. Gene Ontology annotation, biological process: ribosome biogenesis; snoRNA guided rRNA pseudouridine synthesis. The coding region runs from base 69 to 749 and encodes 226 amino acids. Gene Ontology annotation, molecular function: box H/ACA snoRNA binding. Lineage: Eukaryota; Metazoa; Arthropoda; Insecta; Diptera; Drosophilidae. The transcript is spliced from 3 exons. Gene Ontology annotation, cellular component: box H/ACA snoRNP complex. The record is from RefSeq and is a predicted model, not a curated record.